Messenger RNA from Abrus precatorius (Indian licorice), 1875 nucleotides. Its product is annotated as casein kinase II subunit alpha-2-like. Gene Ontology annotation, cellular component: nucleus; protein kinase CK2 complex; cytosol. Gene Ontology annotation, biological process: protein phosphorylation. Gene Ontology annotation, molecular function: protein serine/threonine kinase activity; ATP binding. Lineage: Eukaryota; Viridiplantae; Streptophyta; Magnoliopsida; Fabales; Fabaceae. The coding region runs from base 67 to 1308 and encodes 413 amino acids. The transcript has 10 exons. The record is from RefSeq and is a predicted model, not a curated record.
AAGGGGUUGGAUGUGUGAAGAAGACAUAGAAGGCCUUGCUGCAACUUUUUUCGCAUUUGCGAUUUGAUGGCCAUUAGGCCCUUCCAAUUCCAAUCGACCUUUUCGCGCGAUAGAUUACUCUCUCUCUUCAGCACUUGCCAUUCCCUUUCCUCCAACAACUUUCCGUCAUCUUCCCUCCUCCGUCGCUUCGCUGCGUCCGCGGCGGCUUCGCUCCGUCAGCACUCUCAUCAUCCGGCGCUGCCGUCACCUCCACCUAACACCCUGGCUCACAAGAUUGCAAAAGCCACUCGCCGCCCUGGCGCCACCUCUAAGGCCAGAGUCUAUGCCGAUAUCAACGUUGUUCGCCCCAAGGAAUAUUGGGACUACGAGUCCCUUUCCGUCCAAUGGGGGGAGCAAGAUGAUUAUGAGGUUGUGAGGAAGGUGGGAAGGGGGAAAUACAGUGAGGUGUUUGAGGGUGUUCACUGCACGGAUAAUGAAAAAUGUGUCAUCAAGAUCCUCAAACCCGUGAAGAAGAAGAAGAUCAAGAGGGAGAUCAAAAUAUUGCAGAAUCUUUGUGGAGGGCCCAAUAUUGUAAAAUUAAUUGACAUUGUUAGAGACCAGCAAUCAAAGACCCCAAGCUUUAUAUUUGAAUAUGUUAAUAACACCGAUUUUAAAGUGCUCUACCCUACCCUGUCAGAUUAUGAUAUACGAUAUUAUAUCUAUGAACUUCUAAAGGCACUGGAUUACUGCCAUUCACAAGGAAUCAUGCAUCGAGAUGUAAAGCCACAUAACGUAAUGAUUGACCAUGAGCAACGUAGGCUUCGCCUUAUAGAUUGGGGACUUGCAGAGUUCUAUCAUCCUGGGAAAGAAUAUAAUGUUCGCGUUGCCUCAAGAUAUUUCAAAGGCCCUGAGCUUCUUGUUGAUCUUCAAGACUAUGAUUACUCUCUAGAUUUAUGGUCUCUCGGUUGUAUGUUUGCUGGAAUGAUAUUUCGUAAGGAGCCAUUCUUUUAUGGACAGGAUAACUAUGAUCAACUAGUCAAAAUAGCCAAGGUACUUGGAACAGAUGAAUUAAAAGCAUAUCUGCACAAGUAUCGCAUAGAAUUGGACCCGCAUCUUGCAGUGCUUGUUGGAAAGCAUGGCCGGAAGCCAUGGGAAAAGUUCAUUAAUGCAGAUAAUCAACACUUGGCUGUUCCUGAGGCUGUUGACUUUGUUGAUAAGUUACUGCAGUACGAUCACCAAGAACGGCCCACUGCAAAAGAAGCUAUGGCCCACCCUUACUUCAAUCCAGUCAGAAAUGCAGAAAGCAGCAGAAGUCAUACACGACGUUGAGUUGCUGAUGCUUGUUGUGAGAUAUGGUGCUUGCUUUUAGUCAGGGGCGUCUUCUCUUCUUCCUCUUAAUGAUCGAACUCUCAAUUCUGGGGGAUUCUGCCCCUAUUUUGCUGUGCAACCCCAGUUUCUUUAACUUUCUACCUCGAGGCUCCUGCUCCCCUUUUCUGGGAAAAAUCCAGGUUUCAUUGGUUUCAAAUUUUUUUGCGCUCCAAAUUCGGGAAUGAAUUCGUAUUCAAUCGUGAAAGUUCAUAUGCCUGUGUUUGUUUUAGCUGUCAAGCCAAAUUUCAAAGUUUCAUGUUAUCUUGUAGUCUUAAAGAAAUGUAAACAAUUCUGCAAGUUUUUUUGGUUCUACAUAACUAGAUAUUCUCAUUUUUUUUCUUAACCAGUUCUCGUUACCUUUUCAAACAUCUUGUAUGAAAUGUUCAAUCUGUUGGAGCGUUCAGUGGGGAUAAUGCUAAUAUAAUACUAAUUGUAAGCCUAUAGAGACAAAUGGAAAAUCUUCCAGCGUGGCAGUUGGAUUUCAGGGUUCGUUUAGCUUUCUUUCACUUUAUCUUCAUUUUGCUGUUU